This is a messenger RNA of Neltuma alba, 1428 nucleotides long. RefSeq names its product TMV resistance protein N-like. The coding region runs from base 1 to 1428 and encodes 475 amino acids. Gene Ontology annotation, molecular function: ADP binding. The record is from RefSeq and is a predicted model, not a curated record. The transcript has 3 exons. Gene Ontology annotation, biological process: defense response; signal transduction. Lineage: Eukaryota; Viridiplantae; Streptophyta; Magnoliopsida; Fabales; Fabaceae.
AUGGCGAUUCAAGUGGCUUCACCAUCAUCCCUUAGCUUCACCAGCAAAACUAAGUAUAGAUAUGAUGUUUUCCUGAGUUUCAGAGGUGAAGAUACUCGCCACGCCUUCACUGUGCCUCUUUACAAUUCUCUACGACGUAAGGGGAUCAACGCCUUCAUUGAUGACAAGAAGCUUGGGAAAGGGGAACGAAUCGCACCUGCACUUAUCAAAGCCAUUGAGAGAUCAAGGAUUUCCAUUAUUGUCUUCUCUACAAACUAUGCUACUUCCACAUGGUGCCUAGAGGAACUCGCCCACAUCAUCUGGUGCAAGAAACAGAAGAAUCAAUUGCUUAUGCCCAUAUUUUACAAAGUGGAUUUGUUGGAUGUUCAAUAUCAGAGAAAUAGCUUUGAAGAAGCCAUGGCUGCUCUUGAAGAUAGGUAUAGAGAUGACUUAGAGAAAGUGUGCGAAUGGCGUUCUGCUUUGUUCGAAGCUGCUAGUUUAUCAUCAGCAUGGCUUUUCAAGGACGGAUGUGAAUAUGGAUUUAUUGAAAGGAUCGUGGAACAUGCAUAUUCUAUGCUGCCACCUAAACGCUUCCAUAACGUUGAUUACAUCGUUGGACUUGAGCCUCGGAUAGAAGAAGUGAUCUCACUUAUAAAUAAAUCUGACAAAGGCGUCUGCAUGUUGGGAAUUCAUGGAACUGGCGGAAUUGGCAAAGCAACCCUUGCAAAAGCUCUCUAUUAUUCAAUCUUCUAUCAUUUUGAAGGUGCUUGUUUUUUGUUUGAUGUCAGAGAAGUAUCAAAGAAGUAUCAGGGCGUUGUUCGCCUUCAACAAACACUUCUAUCAGAAAUUCUUGAGGAAAAGAAGAUGAAGUUUUGCAGUGUUGACGAAGGGAAAUCUAUAAUUAAACAUAGACUCUCUAACAAAAAGGUGUUAUUGGUUCUUGACGAUGUUGAUGAGUUUGAACAGUUAGAACGACUUGCAGGCGGCUGUGAGUGGUUUGGUUGUGGAAGCAAAAUCAUUAUAACAACAAGAAAUAAGCAAUUGCUAAUUGCACGAAAUGUUGAGAAAGCAUAUGAAAUGAAGGAGCUAAAUCAUCUUUACUCUCUUGAACUCUUUUGUUGGCAUGCCUUUCGCAUGAUACAACCUGCAAGUGACUAUACACAUAUGUGCAAUCAUGUUGUAAGAUAUGUACAUGGCCUUCCUCUAGCCUUGAAAUUAGUAGGUUCCAAUUUGGCACAUAAAACCUUAGAGGAAUGGAGAUCUAUGUUGGAGAAGUAUAAAAGAAUCCCUGAAAGAACUAUCCAUGAGGUUCUCAAGAUAAGCUAUGAUUGCUUACAAGAUGGUGCUAAGCGUGUUUUCCUAGACAUUGCUUGUUUCUUUAAAAGGAAGACAUUAGAAUCCAUUGAAGACGUACUAGAAGCCUGUGAUGAUGGGGCAAGAGAUUGUUAG